AGUGAUUUUGUUUCCAUGUGUUUAUUUGUCUGCAUCAUUGGCAAAAUCUCUCAUAAAGCAACUAUCGGUGUGGCUGUAGGUGCGUUGGUGUUUCCUCUCAUUGACCCAUUUGUUGUUCUGUCUCCACAGUACUUCGAGGUGCCCUUUGACUCCAACAUGAACCGUACAAAGAACCGGCCGCUUGUCAGAGGACAGAUCAGUCCCCUCCACGCUGUGUCAUUUGCUCUGGCCUGUGGCAUUCCUGGAGUGGCUCUGCUCACUCUGGCAGUAAACCCGCUGACGGGCUUCCUGGGUGCGCUCAACAUCUUUCUGUACACCUGUUGCUACACACCGCUGAAGAGACUGAGCAUCGCCAACACCUGGGUCGGAGCGGUGGUUGGAGCAAUACCCCCGGUGAUGGGCUGGACCGCUGCCACAGGCUGCCUGGAGCCAGGUGCUUUGGUGCUGGGCGGUUUCCUCUACUGCUGGCAGUUCCCCCACUUCAACGCUCUCAGCUGGAACUUGAGGGAAGACUACUCCCGCGGCGGCUACCGCAUGAUGUCCGUCACGCACCCCGCCAUGUGCAGGCGGGUGGCGCUGCGCCACAGCUUGGGUCUGAUCGUCCUGUCGGGCCUAGCGCCGGCGCUGGGCGUCACCACGUGGGCCUUCCCCUUCGUCUCCUUACCCCUCAACCUGUACCUCAGCUACCUGGCGUUCCGCUUCCACCGCAGAGGAGACCGCAGCAGCGCCCGCAAGCUCUUCUUCUGCAGCCUGUGGCACCUGCCCACGCUGCUGCUGCUGGCGUUCACCUGCAAGAAGUUCGGCAAGCGUCAGGAGUGUCCGGCCUUCAGGCUGCUUGCUAACUAGUGCCGUCGUCGACAACACAACUGAGACUUUUAGUUUGAACCACAGGAGAUCUUCUGACGAGCUGCAUCACAGAAAACACACAAGUUCACCACUUCAGCUUCUUUUAAAUGUGUGUAAAUACUCUUGCUUAUAUAUUACAGGUCUCAACAGUUUCUCAAGUGUUUUAUCUGACUGACUGUACAGUUUCAUAACUGUUGUCCUUCAUGUGAGGGAACGAGGCAAACUGGGACUUCCUGUUUAAAGUCAGUUUGGUGUACACGAGCUGAGCCACACCAGCUUCAAUUACCUCUACGAACUGUUUAAAUCCAAAUCAGGAUUUGUUUGAUUUUAGGUGGGAAAACGGGACAAAUCYAACACCAUCAAGUCUUCGUUUGAUGCCUUUUACUUGACGGUUAAAAACCACUUCCUGUUUGUAAACAAACAGCACGUCCAGGUUUCAGUUUUUGCUGCUUUGAGGGAUCAGUCGUUCCCCUUGAGACUCGGAUAUUGUCCAACAAUAAACACGUUCUGACUAA
Austrofundulus limnaeus is the source of this 1361-nucleotide messenger RNA. RefSeq names its product cytochrome c oxidase assembly factor heme A:farnesyltransferase COX10 (gene cox10). The transcript is spliced from 3 exons. Gene Ontology annotation, biological process: heme A biosynthetic process. Lineage: Eukaryota; Metazoa; Chordata; Actinopteri; Cyprinodontiformes; Rivulidae. Gene Ontology annotation, cellular component: membrane; mitochondrion. Gene Ontology annotation, molecular function: protoheme IX farnesyltransferase activity. Bases 16 to 846 code for a protein of 276 amino acids. The record is from RefSeq and is a predicted model, not a curated record.